Messenger RNA from Diabrotica balteata, 1565 nucleotides. NCBI's taxonomy places the organism in Eukaryota, Metazoa, Arthropoda, Insecta, Coleoptera, Chrysomelidae. The record is from the annotation of a GenBank genome assembly.
AAAUUAAAUAGUACUCUCAGGGUGAUUGCUAGUGUACUUGAAAUAUGGCUCUCCCAGGACCCUUGGAUAAAUUAUUCAAAUAUCUUGAUGAAAACAAAGAGAAAUAUAUAGAAAACUUAAGGCAAGUUGUUGCUAUCCAGUCAGUGUCCGCAUGGCCAGAAAAAAGACCAGAAAUAACCAAGCAAAUGAAAUGGGCCUUAGAACGUUUACAAGCUUUGGGAGCGUCCGCAGAACUACGAGAUGUUGGAACCCAAACUCUACCUGAUGGACAAACUUUGCCUUUACCUCCUGUCUUAUUCGGGUCAUUGGGCAACGAUCCUAAAAAGAAGACUGUGUUAAUUUAUGGGCAUUUAGAUGUUCAACCAGCACACAAGAGCGAUGGUUGGGACACCGAACCUUUUGUGUUGACAGAAAAAGAUGGUAAACUGUACGGAAGAGGGGCUUCAGAUGAUAAAGGACCCGUUUUGUCUUGGUUGCAUGCUAUUGAAGGAUUCCAGGCGAUUGGUGAACAAGUACCCGUCAACUUAAAAUUUGUAUUCGAAGGAAUGGAAGAAAGCGGAAGUGAAGGUUUGGACCAGUUGUUACAUGCCGAGAAAAAUAAAUUCCUGGCUGGAACCGAUUAUGUAUGUAUUUCAGACAAUUACUGGCUAGGAACCACCAAACCUUGCAUUACCUAUGGUCUUCGAGGAAUCUCUUAUUUCUUCCUAGAGGUCGAAUGUGCCGAUAAAGAUUUGCAUAGUGGGGUCUAUGGUGGUACAGUCCAUGAGGCGAUGACAGACCUGAUUUAUUUAAUGAACCAACUUGUUGAUAAAGACGGAAAAAUCUUAGUCGAGGGUAUAUACGACGAUGUAGCUCCAGUAACGGAUAGCGAACAUGGCAUUUAUAAGGCAAUAGAAUUCGACGUCGACGAAUACCGCACAAACGUUGGUACUUCCAAACUUCUCCAUAACGAAGUCAAAGAAAAAAUUCUAAUGCACCGUUGGAGAUACCCCAGUCUCUCACUGCACGGAAUAGAAGGAGCAUUUAGCGAACCCGGAUCUAAGACUGUAAUACCUAGGAAAGUAAUCGGAAAGUUUUCUAUAAGGAUUGUUCCUAACCAAACGCUGAAACAGACUGAGAAACUUGUAGUAGAUUACAUUAAAAAACUUUGGGCAGCUAGAGACAGUCCUAACAAAAUGUCGGUCUAUAUGAGAGACGGUGGUGAUGCUUGGACUGAGGAUCCUAAUCAUCCUCACUACAGUGCUGCAAGUAAAGCCACGAAAUACGUGUACAAUGUCGACCCCGAUUUUACACGCGAGGGAGGUUCAAUUCCAGUAACGUUAACAUUCCAAGAAGUCACAGGAAAAAAUAUCGUGCUGUUGCCUGUCGGUGCCGGUGAUGAUGGAGCACAUUCUCAGAAUGAAAAGAUCGACGUCAGAAAUUAUGUCAAUGGGCCUAAACUCUUGGGUGCCUACUUGUAUGAAGUGGCUCAGCUCUAAUAUAUUUAAUGUAUUGUUUUUUUUACUAUAUUUAACUAAUAUCAAUAUUUUGUGAUAUUGUUCUAAUAAAUAAAGUAUUUUUACAUC